This is a messenger RNA of Salvia miltiorrhiza (redroot sage), 2080 nucleotides long. Its product is annotated as CBL-interacting serine/threonine-protein kinase 12-like. The record is from RefSeq and is a predicted model, not a curated record. NCBI's taxonomy places the organism in Eukaryota, Viridiplantae, Streptophyta, Magnoliopsida, Lamiales, Lamiaceae. The coding region runs from base 449 to 1873 and encodes 474 amino acids. Gene Ontology annotation, molecular function: protein kinase activity; ATP binding. The transcript has a single exon. Gene Ontology annotation, biological process: signal transduction; protein phosphorylation.
AACAUUAUUAUUCUCCGUUUUCGAAAUAAUAUAUGUCGGUGCAUUUGAAAAGGAUAUAUCAUAUCAGCAAUUAAUUUUGACUAAAUUUGUGAUUAUCAUGGAGUAAGUAUUUUCCAAACCCCAAUUUGGUUUAAUUUGUUUAUUUGUGAUAUUUAUGAAUGAUGAUUCACUCACAACCAAUCAUUCCGCUACGCGUCCAAUCAUUGUGUACCAUAUUUUUACUAAAUUACAGUAGAAAUCCUCUGUUUUUUCAAAUUCAAUAGUUUCUACCAAUUUCUCCGCACCUCACAAAUCCACAAAACCACUCAACGCUGCAAAAAAAUCAGUUGCGAAUUUAGGGUUCUCGAUCAAAAUCAGCAGCUGUAUAUUAUCUCGCAUACUGCAAUCGAAUUGAGCUUUGAGUAAAUAAGCUGUUAAACCCUCGAGAUUAGAAAUUCACUGCAAAUCAAUGGCCGCCGGCAACAACGGCACAGCCGCAAGCAAAUCUCUGAAAUCGCCGAAGCAGAAGGAGCUGCAGGGGCUGCUAUUAGACCGGUACGACGUCGGAAAGGUCAUCGGCCACGGGACCUUCGCGAAGGUGUACCACGCGAGGAACGUGAAGACAGGUGAGGGGGUGGCGAUAAAGGUCACCGACAAGGAGAAGAUCUUGAAGGUCGGUCUAAUGGCGCAUAUCAAGCGCGAGAUCUCGAUCCUGCGGCGCGUCCGCCACCCAAACAUCGUGCAAUUGUUCGAGGUGAUGGCGACCAAGUCAAAGAUCUUCUUCGUGAUGGAGUUCGUCAAGGGCGGCGAGCUCUUCAGCAAGGUGGCCAAGGGCCGCCUCAAGGAGGAGGUGGCGCGGAAGUACUUCCAGCAGCUGAUCUCCGCGGUGGCGUUCUGCCACGCCCGCGGCGUCUACCACCGCGAUUUGAAGCCGGAGAACAUCCUCCUCGAUGAGGACGGCAACCUCAAGGUCUCCGACUUCGGAUUGAGCGCGAUUCCUGAGCAGAUUAAGCAGGACGGGCUGUUCCACACUUUCUGCGGCACGCCGGCCUAUGUGGCACCGGAGGUUCUGUCGAGGAAAGGGUACGACGCCGCCAAGGUCGAUAUCUGGAGCUGUGGUGUGAUCUUAUUCGUUCUAAUGGCCGGCUACUUGCCGUUUCAUGAUCAAAAUGUGAUGUUUAUGUAUAAGAAGAUUCACAAGGGGGAAUUCCGGUGCCCUAGAUGGUUUUCACCCGAAUUGAUUCGUUUACUAACUCGAUUGCUUGAUAUCAAUCCCGAAACUAGGAUUACCAUACCGGAAAUUAUGGAGACUAAGUGGUUCAAGAAGGGGUUUAAGCAUGUGAAAUUCUACAUUGAGGAUGAUAAGUUAUGUAGUCUUGAUUCCUGUGAGAAUGAGACUGAUGAGUUUGGUGCGCCUGAUCAUUCAUUGUCUGAAUCGGAGUCUGAGUUGGAGAGUAGGCGGAAGAUCACCACCCUCCCUAGGCCGGCUAGCUUGAACGCAUUUGAUAUCAUCUCCUUUUCGCGUGGCUUUGAUCUGUCGGGGUUGUUUGAUGAAGGAUCGGAUGGGGGGGCGAGGUUUGUCUCAGGGGCCCCAGUGUCGACUAUCAUAUCAAAGUUGGAGGAGAUUGCCAAGGUUGUGAGCUUUGCAGUGAGGAAGAAGGAUUGUAGAGUGAGUUUAGAGGGGUCGAGGGAUGGUGUGAAGGGCCCAUUGACAAUUGCAGCUGAGAUAUUCGAGCUAACGCCUUCUUUGAGAGUGGUUGAGGUCAAGAAAAAGGGAGGUGAUAGGCAAGAAUAUGAGGAUUUUUGCAACACUGAACUCAAACCGGGAUUGCAGAGUCUUAUUACGGCAGAAAAUGGUGUGAAUUCUUCUUACUUGCCUUCAGACACUGAAUAGGAGGGGAAGAAGGCGUAAAACGAGUACGCCUUUUUUAUUCUCCAUUUUUCUUUUUGUAAAAUGGUUUUUCUUUUGCUUUUUCUACCAUGGAUAUACUUGUGUUUUUGGUAGUAGUUGUUACUAUAAUUUUAAAUCUUUUGUGUUGGAGUAGAGAUGUUUCUGAUAUUCUUAAAUGGGAAUGAAUGAAUACACUACUCUUGGCCUUGA